AGUCAGUCACGUGGGAUCCACCUGCUUUAACCACUAAGCAAUGGGGCCAGUCCCACAGGAAGCUUAUUACUGAACUUCAUCCUGAAAGUGUGUAAGUGAGAGCUGGGAAACUUUCCCUUUCAGGAAGAACAGCAUGUGCAGAAGACUGGGGACAAGAAUGAGAGCACCAAAAAGGAGCUCAGCCACUCUGAAACACAAAAGGCAGAGACUCGAGCUGUGUGUUUGACUCUGGAGGGCAUGACCUGAAAGGGACACUUGGAUUCCCUCCUGUGGGUCUCUUUCUCAGUCAUCCUGAGUUUGGCCUAAUCAGAGUCUGAGGUUAUGAAGUCGAUCCUAGAUGGCCUUGCAGAUACCACCUUCCGCACCAUCACCACAGACCUCCUCUAUGUGGGCUCCAACGACAUUCAGUACGAAGACAUCAAAGGCGACAUGGCAUCCAAAUUAGGGUACUUCCCACAGAAAUUUCCUCUAACUUCCUUUAGGGGAAGCCCCUUCCAAGAAAAGAUGACUGCUGGAGACAGCCCCCAGUUGGUCCCAGCAGACCAGGUGAACAUUACUGAAUUUUACAACAAGUCCCUCUCAUCCUAUAAGGAAAAUGAGGAGAAUAUCCAGUGCGGUGAGAACUUCAUGGACAUGGAGUGCUUCAUGAUCCUGAACCCCAGCCAACAGCUGGCUAUUGCUGUGCUGUCCCUCACGCUGGGCACCUUCACAGUUCUGGAGAACCUGCUGGUUCUGUGCGUCAUCCUGCACUCCCGCAGCCUCCGCUGCAGGCCUUCCUACCACUUCAUCGGCAGCCUGGCGGUGGCCGACCUCCUGGGGAGCGUCAUUUUUGUCUACAGCUUUGUUGACUUCCAUGUGUUCCACCGCAAAGAUAGUCCCAACGUGUUUCUGUUCAAACUGGGCGGGGUCACAGCCUCUUUCACGGCCUCCGUGGGCAGCCUGUUCCUCACGGCCAUUGAUAGGUACAUAUCUAUUCACAGGCCGCUGGCCUACAAGAGGAUUGUUACCAGGCCCAAAGCUGUGGUGGCAUUUUGCCUGAUGUGGACCAUAGCAAUCGUGAUUGCUGUGCUGCCUCUCCUGGGCUGGAACUGCAAGAAGCUGCAAUCUGUGUGCUCAGACAUUUUCCCGCUCAUCGACGAGACCUACCUGAUGUUCUGGAUCGGGGUCACCAGCGUGCUGCUGCUGUUCAUUGUCUACGCAUACAUGUACAUUCUCUGGAAGGCGCAUAGCCAUGCGGUCCGCAUGAUCCAGCGUGGCACCCAGAAGAGCAUCAUCAUCCACACGUCAGAGGAUGGCAAGGUUCAGGUGACCCGGCCGGACCAAGCCCGCAUGGACAUUAGGCUGGCCAAGACCCUGGUACUGAUCCUGGUGGUUUUGAUCAUCUGCUGGGGCCCUCUGCUUGCGAUCAUGGUGUACGAUGUCUUUGGGAAAAUGAACAAGCUCAUUAAGACGGUGUUUGCGUUCUGCAGUAUGCUCUGCCUGCUCAACUCCACCGUGAACCCCAUCAUCUAUGCUCUGAGGAGCAAGGACCUGAGACAUGCUUUCCGGAGCAUGUUCCCCUCGUGUGAAGGCACUGCGCAACCUCUGGAUAACAGCGUGGGAGACUCAGACUGCUUGCAUAAACAUGCGAACAACGCUGCCAGUAUGCACAGGGCUGCAGAAAGCUGCAUCAAGAGCACAGUGAAGAUCGCCAAGGUGACCAUGUCCGUGUCGACAGACACAUCUGCUGAGGCUCUGUGAGCCUGAUGCCUCCUGGCAGCAGAGGAAAAGAAAUUCUUUUUUUUUUCUUUCUUUUUAAGAGCUCAAAAUCUCAGGGUCUGUCAUCUCAUUGAUUAUAUAUAUAUUUUAAGUUUACCAUGCUCCUUUAUCAGUUCGCUGGCAUUUUGGUAGUGUAGGUACUCAAACUCCAUUCUCCAGGGGUUUACAGGGAAGAAAGCCCAUUGCAUAAGUGACUGAAUGGUCCAUCAAAGUCUCAGUGAAAUAGGAGUGAAACCUUUGGCUACACAAUUUGAAGUCUAAGUACCCAUAGAAAAAUGCCAUCAAAUGAAUAAUGCCUUUGUAACCACAACUUUCAUCACAAUGUAAAAUGUAUCUGUCUGCAGUAUCAGAGAUGUCCAUUUUUAUAAGAGCUAUAGUACUAAAGUAGAGAUAUUUUGUAAAAUGUAUUGUGUCCUGUGAGAUGUGUAUCAGUGUUUACUGUGUGUUAUUUAUAUCUGUCUAGUUCAGCAAAAUUGAAAGGUAACUUUUCCUGAGAAUAGUGGACAAGAAGUGGAUAUAUGCCAGUGAGACCACUUUAAAAAAAGAAUCGCCCAUGAUGUAACUUUAGGAAUAUUGACAUUCAUUCAAAGGUCUGUUUAAAUUUGACCCUGAAAUAAUCAUAAAGUUUUAUUUCUUUCUGUUAACACAACAAGAAGAAUGUGAGGACUAUGGAAAAUAUUGAGCAAAUUUCAUUCACACUUAAAAAUUAUUAGCCCUCAAUUUGCAUAUAAAGACAUUUAUUAUCUUCUGGAUGAUAUAGCUAUUUGGUUGGGUAAUGGAUUACAAUCCAAAUGGAAGAGAGAAA
This is a messenger RNA of Tupaia belangeri chinensis (Chinese tree shrew), 2563 nucleotides long. It is a transcript of the gene CNR1, whose product is annotated as cannabinoid receptor 1. The transcript is spliced from 2 exons. The record is from RefSeq and is a predicted model, not a curated record. The coding region runs from base 322 to 1740 and encodes 472 amino acids. Gene Ontology annotation, biological process: G protein-coupled receptor signaling pathway. Gene Ontology annotation, cellular component: membrane. NCBI's taxonomy places the organism in Eukaryota, Metazoa, Chordata, Mammalia, Scandentia, Tupaiidae. Gene Ontology annotation, molecular function: cannabinoid receptor activity.